Molecule: messenger RNA, 2367 nt
Organism: Psylliodes chrysocephalus
Lineage: Eukaryota; Metazoa; Arthropoda; Insecta; Coleoptera; Chrysomelidae
Source: the annotation of a GenBank genome assembly
GUUCUUGUCGUGUUUGUAUUAUUUAUAAAAUACAAGUAUUUUCAUAAAAAGGUAUUUUGCAAGUAAUAUAGUCUUUUAACAACUAUGUCCAGUGAGGAAGAGGAGGAAAAUUUCUGUUUCUUCGGAAAACCUUUAGAUCCCUACGAUGAAGAUGCAAUUCCGAAAAAAAGACCCAUCACUGUUGAAGAACAAAUUGCCACGGAUGCUCAAGGGCGUCGCAGAUUUCACGGCGCCUUCACAGGAGGAUUUUCUGCUGGAUUUUUCAAUACAGUGGGGUCUCUUGAAGGAUGGACUCCCAGCGAAUUCAAAAGUACUCGACAGGAUAAAGCACAGAAAGUCCUUCAAAAGCCCGCAGAUUUUAUGGAUCAAGAAGAUUUAGGCGAAUAUGGAAUUGCUCCCCAAACAAUUAGAGCUACUAAAGAUUAUUCUACUUCGAAAAAAAGGAGGAAGCAGGUAUUUUCUGAAGGCCCUAUACCGGGCGUACCCGUCUUGGAAACCCUAUUAACAACUGGUAAUGAAACUAUUGGUUAUUUACUUCUAAGAAAAAUUGGCGUCAAAGACAAAAUUAAAGCACGAAAUGAAGAAUUCGAUCCUAAUGCAAAAAUCUACGGUUGUCAAAUUCCGCAGCCAUUCAAAAUACCAGAAAAACUUGGAAAUAAACAAUAUAAAAUACCAGACAUAUAUACUGACAACUUGGCAACACCUAAAUCAAAUACAUUCGGAUUAGAUUAUAAAGGAUUAGACAGGUCCCAUGUCAAUCUAUUUGCCCCAUCAAAUCUAGUAGUAAGGGAUCGAAACAAUAAGAAAUUCUCAAUAGCAGGUCAAGCUUUUGGUGUAGGAGCAUUCGAAGAGGAAGAUGAUGAUAUAUACAUGAAAGAAGACAUGAGCAAUUACGAUUUCGAAUUAGUAAAGGAAAAAAAUAAAGAAAAAAAGGUUAAUAUAGAAGUUCAAUAUUUAUUUGGAAUGUUUAAACCUUCUAAAUCGCCAUUGAUGCUAAAAAAGAUAUAUCCGCCACCCGUAAUUCCACACAGUUUCACGGGAAAACACAAAGUAAAAAAAUCUCGGUUUGAAGCGGUAGUCAAAAUUGAGGAAGAACAAGAAAUUAGUAGAGGUGAAAUAAAUCCCGCCAUAAGAGCUAAAUAUUUAGGUGAGGAAACACCUGACACUUACACCCCUUCACUACAAAUACAAACUCAUAAAGAUAAAGCUUUGCUAAUAGAAAAAGAGGCAAGUAAAAAAAGAAAAUCAUUUGAUGUUUCUUCAUUGAUGAUAGACAAGUUUGUUUCUGCCUCUCAAACGGAGGAUGUGAGUAAUAUUUUGGAACCCGUGAAGAAAGCAGAAACUUUACAUGGUACCAAAGAUAUGAGAGAGGCUGCAAAAAUGAAAAUGUUUGGACAGCUUACUAGAGCUUCAAUGGAUUGGACUCCUUGUGCUCUUCUAUGUAAGAGAUUUAAUGUUCCUGAACCACUAAUGGACCGUCCAGAACUAAAAAACAGAAAACGUACCAAAAAUCUGAUUUUUGAAAACCAAAAAUUCACAGAUGAAACCGAUGUAUGUUUGAAACCAGGUGUUUCAUUGCCGUCAACUUCUAGCAGCGAAGCAAUGCCAAUAUCUGAAACUGAUAAUGAGAAUAUUGACACUUCAAAUGAUGUACAAACCAUAGUAAAAACUGAAGAAAUGUCCCCAGAACCUUUAAAACCUAGUGAAGAUAAACCAGACGCAGAUAAAAACGAUAACGAGACUGUUGUUAAAGAUAUAACAGAAAAAAUUGGGGUGGAAGAAAAAGUGGAUCUCUUCAAAGCAGUAUUUUUAAGCAGUAGCGAAUCUGAAAGUGAAGAUGAGGAAACGGAUAAAAAAGAAGAAAACGAUAAUAAUAAGAAAACUGAAGAGUUUAAGGAAGCAAUUCUUUCUGACCUCGUUCCAAAAAUAAGACCUUUAAAGCAAGGAAUAUUAUCAAAUAUAACUUUCCAACCAAGAGCUAUUAAAAUUGAGGAUGCAUUGGUAAAUAGUCAAAUGGAUUGCAAAAUAAUUGAAAACAGUAGAGAAGAAGAAAAUCCUUCCAGUAGCCACAGUUCAGAACCUAAAAUAACUUCCUACGGACCUCAAUUACCUAUUCAAAAAGUAGUUAGUGGUUCUAGCAAAAUUGAUACAAUUAAUUUGAAUGACAGUGAAGAUGAAUGGGUGGAAAAAGGUAGUAAAAGUAAACACAAAAAGAGUAAACAUAAAAAAGAUAAAAAGAAGGAAAAGAAAAAACACAAACAUUCAAAGAAGGAUAAAAAUUAUUAAACACUAAACAAAAAUGAAAGGAUUUAUGGCUGUGAUUUAAAAAUAGUUUUAAGCACUUUAAUUUAAGUAACUGUAAGGAAU